UGUGUAGGCUCCGGCUAUAGGUGAAGCGUCUUCAUCUGUCUAGCGGCGUAGGCGGGACUCUGGUUUCUGCAGCUCCUGAGAGGCGAUAGAAGCUCCAGCAGCGCUGCUCGCUUUCUGUCCGAGAGCAUCUCUGUCAGUUGCCAGUGUCUGCGAUUUGCAUCCGGAUGCGGGUAGCACUGUGGGAGCCAACGCGGUGAGACUGGAGCAUCCGAAAGACGCCUCAGCCCGAGGAGCCUAUAUAAUUAUACCCCCCCCACCUAGAAAUUGUCGGCUCACCUGGAUAAAGCGGUUCUUCAUACGGGAAGGGGAAGAAGUGAGCCAAGCACCCGGCACAUUUGGCUAGAGGAAGCGAGAAGAAUAUGAUCCUUAAACAGCAUUUUCCCUUUAUUUUCUAUAUUGUCUGCGGGAUCGUGCUGAAAGCGUCAGCUACAAAAAACAAAGGGAGAGGCAGCCAGGGCCAGUUCCCCAUCACACAUAACGUGACAGUGGCAGAGGGGGGGACGGCCGACAUGACCUGCCGCGUGGAUCACAAUGACAACACCUCCCUCCAGUGGUCAAACCCUGCACAGCAGACUCUUUUCUUCGGGGACAAGAAAGCCCUGAGGGACAACCGGAUCGAGCUGGUACGUGCCUCCUGGCAGGAGCUGGCCAUCCGCAUCAGCGAGGUGGCACUGACAGAUGAAGGACAAUACACCUGCUCGCUCUUCACCAUGCCCGUCAAGACCGCCAAGGCUUUCCUCACCGUGCUGAGGGUUCCGGAGAAGCCGGAAAUAGCAGGAUUCACAAAGCCGGCCAAGGAGGGAGACCAGAUCACCUUGACGUGCGUGACCUCCGGGAGCAAGCCGGCCGCUGACAUCCGGUGGUUCCGCAACGAGAAGGAAAUCCAAGGCGCCAAAGAAGUGAAUGCCAGUGGAAAGACGUUCACGGUCAGCAGCACCCUGAGGCUACAGGUGGACCGCGACGAUGACGGUGUGGCCUACACCUGCCGGGUGGAGCACGUGGCACUGUCCUCCUCACCACAGCAGACCACCGAGGUCCUGGAGGUGCACUAUCCGCCCUUUGUAGACAUCACGUCAUCACUGACAUUCCCAGAGGAGGGGGAGUAUUUAAAACUGGAGUGCGUCUCCAAAGGAAACCCACUACCCGAUUCUGUGCUAUGGACAAAAGAUGGAGGCGAGCUUCCUGACAUUGACCGGAUGAUUGUCGAAGGCAGGGAGCUGACCUUCACAUCUCUCAACAAGACGGACAACGGCACAUACCGCUGUGAGGCCAGCAACCACCUCGGGACCAGCAGGGCCGAAUACAUGCUCUUCGUGUAUGAUCCCAAUGCCUUGCAACAGAAAGGUCCAGACCACGCGCUUAUUGGAGGGGUGGUUGCGGUCGUUGUCUUCAUCACUUUAUGUUUGAUAAUUGUAUUAGGACGAUAUCUCGCUCGGCAUAAAGGGACGUAUCUAACGCACGAGGCCAAGGGGGCAGAGGACGCUCCCGAUGCAGACACGGCCAUCAUCAAUGCAGAGGGGAACCAGGCCCAUGCCGCGGAGAAGAAGGAGUACUUCAUCUAAUUCUGCGAGAGCUCGUCAGACAGCCGAUGGGCAGGUCUUAGGAACUCAACACCAGCAUCGCUCUGGUCCUAACCUCCCCUCCAUUCCUUCUCCUAUCCUUCUCAGUCAAUUUGCAGAUCAACUCAUAAUUCUUCAAAUAGCUACUUUUUUAAAGUACGCGCCUAAUUACGAUGCCAACUUUUUGUACUCACAUCCCCUCACCACCAGAGUCCCUAACCCUUCCUCCCUGAUAUAUUGUUUUUUCAUAGUGCCUAAAUUUAAGGACGCCCAUCUGAAGUCAAUGACUACAAAAACGAUUCUUAUUAGGGAUUAACAGGUGUUUCUAGAGGUGAAGAAGAUGUGCCAAAACCCCACCGAUAUGUCUAAUCUGCUGGUACUUUUCAUCUGGAGGUCUGGUAUUUCUGAGCAAUGUGGACACUUAGUUCAGAAAAGCUCAGACACGCAAAUGAGUUAGCUUUAAACAGAGAGAGAGAAAGUGAAAAAAACCCAAACAUGUAACUGUAUAGUUGUUCUUGAUGUAAACAGAGUCAAAUUCAUUUUGACGAAAAAAUGCUACUGGACGUAAAUGGAAUAUGUGUGUGUGCUUUUUUAAAAAAUAUGUUUCAAAUCAGUGAAGGGAUUUAUUGUAAAAUUAAGUUCCUAAUCCAGUUUCUGUCUAAAUUUAAACCUGUACAAAAAAGAUGGAUAUCAGAAUCAAUAGAUAUUUGUGUAAAUAUCUCCUGCCCUAUAGAUGAAGAAUAAAAGCACAUCUUGGUACCUCUGCUCCCAGACUUUUCAGGGGGAACUUUCAUGUUUACUGUCUGAUAUAUAACGAAAAACAAAGUGAUGUUUCAAUUUUAAAUGAAAAAGCACAAAUUGUACAAUUGUAAAAAAGUUACACUGUUUUGGCUUUUAAAACACACAUUGAUGUUAUAUUUCAUAAUUGGACUCCGACCUUACCUGAUAUAUAUGUCCAGAUGUAGAAAUUAAGUGAAUUAUAAGUUAAUUUAUUUAGUCAAUGAAAUUGUUCAGCAAACUAGCAGAGUUUCUCCCUAGUUGAUAAUACCAUGCAUUACCUUUGCUAUAUGUAGUUAUUAGUGAAAUUGUUGUUGACUUUGGAAUCCCUCAUACUUUGAAAUUUGUAUAUUAGCCAAUUUAUAUAUUGAAAAAUACUGUACUCUGUAAAUCAUAAAUCAUAAAUCUC
Molecule: messenger RNA, 2745 nt
Organism: Paramormyrops kingsleyae
Lineage: Eukaryota; Metazoa; Chordata; Actinopteri; Osteoglossiformes; Mormyridae
Source: RefSeq, a predicted model, not a curated record